Molecule: messenger RNA, 1587 nt
Organism: Aricia agestis (brown argus)
Lineage: Eukaryota; Metazoa; Arthropoda; Insecta; Lepidoptera; Lycaenidae
Product: alpha-(1,3)-fucosyltransferase C-like
Exons: 10
Coding region: 1-1587 (528 amino acids)
Cellular component (GO): membrane
Molecular function (GO): alpha-(1->3)-fucosyltransferase activity
Source: RefSeq, a predicted model, not a curated record
AUGGCGGCCUGCCCAAAGAAGGCGGACAGGCUAUUUGAAUUGCACCCCCGUGACAUGGCUAUCAGUCGAGAUUCUGAAGUUGAGGAGGCUGCAGAGGGGGGAGACGAAACAGCUUUCAGUAGAGAGCCUCAAGUUGAGGAGGCUGCAGAGGGGGGAUACGAAACAGAUGAAGGUGAUUAUAAGAACGAGUUAGGUGAGAAGGUGGUUGGUGCGUUAUACGCCCGCAAGUACGAGAUAGCUAAGCUGGCUGUUCUGCUGAAGAUCAUAGAUAACGGACUGAAACUCAAAGGCGGAGUGGACCAGAUAUCCAGCGGGAUUGAUCUCAAGAAAGAGGGAUACAUGGAAAUAUUCAACAAGAAGACUUUCAAGUCUGGUUUGGAGAAGAGUAUAUUCGGUGACGAGAUGGUGCUGAAGGGCAUGCGACAGAGCGGCAAAGCGCUCUUCGGUCUGGGGCUGGACAGCGCGUACGCCAUCGCCCUCAACAAACUUGGAGAUGGGGAUCAAUCGAUAGAGUACGGCGUGAGGCGACCAUCCAUCACCGUGUUACAGAUUGAACGCUUUGUGCCCGAUAUGAAAAAUAUAUUGAUAUGGACGGAUCUAUCUGUGAGGGAUAGCGGGCAAAGAGAAUUCCUGGAUAGAAGGUGUAAAUAUAACAAUUGCUUUAUCACAAAGAACAGAACCCUUUUUGGAGACGUUAGGUACUUUGACGCGGUGUUGUUCGAUUCGGCCGCGGCCAGUGAGGGCAUGGAGCUGCCUGAAGCGAGAGGAACCUUCCAGAAGUAUAUUUUCGUGGCCACAGCUUCGGCUGAUGACCAUCCGGUAUGCGAUCCCGUUUACGACGAUUUCUUCAACUGGACUUGGACUUACAGAUACGACUCGACGAUAACAUACCGAUUCUUCACGAUAUUCAACGCACAAUACGAGGAACUGGGCAGCAACUUCCGCUGGUACAGCAGCAUGGGAGCAGUAGACGACGCCUUCAAAUCCCAGUUCUCAACCAAGUCCAAAGCCGCCGCAGUAUUCCUAGACAGAUGCUAUACUCCUAGCCAAAGGGAGAAACUAAUUCACGACCUCCAGAUGGAUUUAGCUAAGUAUAAUCUCACAGUGGAUAUUUUCGGGAAAUGCGGUGAAGUUCAGUGUAAGACGAAAAACAUGAAGCCGUGCCUUUGGAGGUUGAAGAAGACGUAUUAUUUCUACCUAGCCUUCGAAGACUCUAUGUCGUUUGACUACAUAACUGACAUAGCGCUGUACGCGUACAAUAAUAAUGCAGUACCUAUUGUAUAUGGAGGAGCACAGUAUGAAAGAUACCUUCCACCAGGGUCGUACAUAAAUGCAUACAACACCACCACCGAGUCUCUCGCUGCCAAAAUGUUUCACUUGAUGAGCAACAGGGAUGCCUACUUCGACAACUUCCGGUUCCGAAACCACUACUUCUUCAGCAAGGUGGAGCCUCUGGACCUGUGCCGGCUGUGCGAGACCCUCAACAACCCGGCCAGUCUGGUGCAGAAGGUCACAUACUACAACUUCAGAAGAUGGUGGAAUCCGUCGUACGAUUUGCGGUGCUUAAUAAAAAAAUAUGGAUUGUAA